This is a messenger RNA of Amorphotheca resinae ATCC 22711, 3165 nucleotides long. RefSeq lists its product as hypothetical. Lineage: Eukaryota; Fungi; Ascomycota; Leotiomycetes; Helotiales; Amorphothecaceae. Gene Ontology annotation, biological process: regulation of membrane potential; sodium ion export across plasma membrane; proton export across plasma membrane. Gene Ontology annotation, cellular component: plasma membrane. The record is from RefSeq and is a predicted model, not a curated record. The coding region runs from base 1 to 3165 and encodes 1054 amino acids. The transcript has 2 exons. Gene Ontology annotation, molecular function: sodium:proton antiporter activity.
AUGGCGUGGGACCACCUCUCCAUCAACCGGCCGCACCUGGUCUACAUCAUCCUCGGCGGCUUCACCUCCCUGUUCAUGCUGUGCUCCUCGUUCAUCAAGGAGCGCCUCUACAUCGGCGAAGCAACCGUGGCUACCAUCUGCGGGGUCAUCUUUGGGCCGCAUGCCGCGAACCUGAUCAACCCAGGAACGUGGGGCAACACCGAUCAAAUCACGCUCGAAUUCUCCCGCAUCGUCCUCGUCGUGCAAUGUUUCGCCGUCGGUGUCGAAUUGCCAAAGUACUACAUGGAGAAACAUUGGAGGAGUGUGGUGUUCCUAUUGAUACCCGUCAUGACGUUCGGCUGGUUGGUAACAAGUCUGUUCAUAUGGUGGAUGGUUCCUCCGCUCGAUUGGCUACAGAGUCUAUGCUGCGCGGCUUGUGUCACGGCUACGGACCCUGUGUUGGCCAGUUCCGUGGUUGGCAAGGGGAAGUUUGCGAAGAGGGUGCCGAAACAUCUGAGAGACAUCUUAUCUGCUGAGUCCGGAUGCAAUGACGGUAUGGCUUUCCCGUUCAUCUACCUGGCCCUGUACAUCAUUGAAUACAGGCACGAGCCCCACGAGGUAGCCAAGAACUGGAUCGUUAUUACCGUCCUCUACGAGUGUGUCUUCGGUGCUUUGUAUGGAUUUCUGAUCGGCUAUAUCGGCAGACAUGGCAUCAAGUAUGCCGAGAACCAUGAUCUGGUUGACAGGGAGAGCUUCCUCGUGUUCUAUUUCGUUCUGGCACUGUUCUGCGCUGGCUCGGGCAGUAUUCUUGGAGUUGAUGAUCUGCUCGUUGGCUUCUCAGCAGGCGUUGGUUUCUCGAAUGAUGGCUGGUUCACACAGAAGACGGAGGAGUCACACGUUUCCAACGUUAUCGACCUGCUCCUCAACUUGGCAUACUUUGUUUACUUAGGUACGAUCAUUCCCUGGGAACAGUUUAAUGAUCCGAAAAUUGGCACGACUCCGUGGAGACUGGUGGUCAUUGCUAUUUUCGUGAUUUUCUUCCGCCGAAUCCCAAUCAUGCUAGCUCUGAAGCCUGUCAUACCGGACAUCAAAACUUGGCGAGAAGCCCUCUUUGCAGGUCACUUUGGGCCUAUUGGAGUCGGAGCUAUCUUCGUUGCUAUCCUCGCAAGGGCCGAGCUCGAAACAGAAAGCGCAACUCCUCUCGCGUCAUAUCCACCUACUGGCGCGAAGAAUGCUGAGCUCGUGGCUCUCAUCUGGCCCAUUGUGACUUUCCUGGUCAUUUCUUCAAUCAUCGUGCAUGGUUCUUCCAUUGCGGUCUUCACGCUGGGAAAGCGCAUCAAUACCUUGACUCUCACGAUGUCUUACACGACCGCCGGCGACGAGGGUCCAAGUUGGCUAAACAGACUUCCUCGAAUCUCAUCCGUUUCACGAUCGCAAGCCAAAUCAUUCGGAUCAGAGAGCGAAGCAGAGGGACCUAGACUGGAAGAUCUUCCUCCCGGGCUUUUGCCACCCAUCGGACUUAAAGGUCAACUAUUGCGUCGACAAAAAGAAGAGGACAGUGGCAGCCGAGCCUCGUCUAUUAUUCCACGACGACGGAGGAAGAGGUGGGAUGAUGGACAAAGACCUGGAGGACCGAUCAGCCAGUCUGCCAUCUAUCCCCAGCGACGUAGUGAGACAUUCACCGAACCAAGAUCCCCGACGUUAAGCCCAGGCGAAUCGCCUGAGAAUGAGGAGGACGACGAACAUACCGAUGAGGAGGCGGCGCAUGAGAGAAGCCGUGAAGAACACGAAAAGGACGAAGAAGGCGAAAAGAACGAAGAACUCGAAGAAAUUCAGCACGGUCCCGAAAUGGAGGAAUCAACGCACAGGCCCUCUCAUGAGGAGGGUAGGACCAGACAUACAUCGAAGGCCGAGCAAUACCCUAAUGCUGCUAAUAUCUAUCAGGAAGGAAGUGAUAUAAUCAUCGAGGAUGAGAAUGGUGAGGUACUAGCGACAGAGAAAGUAUCUCCUGGCCUGAGGGAGAAAGAAAGCCUGAGAGAGAAAGAAGAACAUCUGAAGAAGAAAGAAAAGAAAGUCCAAGAACAUUUGGAACAUCCUUCUCACGCCUACAAGGAUUUGAAGAAGAAACUCGGUGUCUGGCGGCAAAAGGAUGAGGCUGAAGGCGAAAAGGAAGAAGAACCAAAGCGUAAGCGUGGCCCAGCACUAGCUUAUCAAUUUGGCAAUACUAUCAUCGUGGAAGACGAAGAUGGAGAAGUGGUGAAGACUUACGAACUACCAUCGAAAUCAAAGCAACAAGAUGAAGGCAUUGUCCGACAUGGUCUCAAGCUCAUGGCUGGUCUGACUGGCAAACAACCCGCCCCGACCGCAGAAUCUAGCAAGAUGGGCGCCACUUCCAACGAAGGCCCUUCUCAAGCGGGACCUGCCCGCCAAGGCAUAACACGAAGGGCUACGUGGGGAUUCUUAGGCAGACACACCGAAGCUGCAAAAACCCCCGACGAUGAUGAAGAAGACGAUAGACGAAUCCGCUUUACGAUAGGUGGCGCAGGGCGGAGAUUGAACAAGGAUGAUUUCCUAAAGGAGAUUCAAAGUUUAGAUCCGAAAUCUAGGUCCGAAGUCGUUGCAGGGAGUGAUGCGCCGGUAUCAAUGAAAGCCAUGGCUGAGAAGGACGCGGAUACGAAUAUUCCCGGCCAUAAUCGCCUGCUUGGAGCGAAGGACAUACGAGUUGCUCCUGAGAAGGGAGCAGCCAAUAUUAUGGGGGCUGAGAUGGCGAGGCAGAGAGGCGCGGAUCUUGAUGAGAGCGACAUUGCAGACAUGAGGGUCCAGGAAGACGGCACGAGGAGAACGCGAGGGAGAGCCGUGCCCGAGUCGGCUGAAGGGAAGACCGAUGUUCCAGAAACUGCGACGGAGAGGAAGAGGAGGGAGAAGGCUCUGAGAGGUAUCGAUGAACCGAGAGGUCGGCCUGUAAUUCGGGACGAUGAGGAGAGGAGAGGAAGCGGAAGCGGAAGCCACAGAGGGGAAGAAGAAGUCGAAACAGCUGCAGAAAAGAGGAGACGAGAGGCAGCCCUCGGGGUCAGUGGUGGCAAUCAGGAGGACAGUGACGACGAUGAUACCCCACGAGUGCCACCGCCUGCUGCCCGAUCGAGGGGUAUUCGAUUCGCGCAGAGCCCGGUAAGAGGCAAGAAAUGA